Molecule: messenger RNA, 3225 nt
Organism: Capsella rubella
Lineage: Eukaryota; Viridiplantae; Streptophyta; Magnoliopsida; Brassicales; Brassicaceae
Product: tRNA wybutosine-synthesizing protein 2/3/4
Exons: 9
Coding region: 58-3042 (994 amino acids)
Biological process (GO): tRNA methylation
Cellular component (GO): cytoplasm
Molecular function (GO): protein binding; tRNA methyltransferase activity
Source: RefSeq, a predicted model, not a curated record
UUUAUGAAACCUUAAAGGUUAGGGUUUUAACUUUCAACACAGAAACUCAAAAAGGAGAUGGAUUUCGAGAAGAGGAAAGCUGCGACACUAGCUUCAAUUCGUUCAUCAGUGACUGAUAAAUCUCCCAAAGGUUAUCUCGACGAACCCAUCAUCCCUCUCCUCGAAACCAUCAAUCAUCACCCAUCUUACUUCACUACCAGCUCAUGCUCAGGUCGAAUCUCAAUCCUUUCUCAGCCCAAACCAAAACUGAAUGAUUCAACUAAGAAGAAAGCUCGUGGUGGGUCAUGGCUCUACAUCACUCACGAUCCAGCUGAUCCGGAGUUGGUGGUUUCUCUGCUUUUUCCAUCCAAGUCAAAUCAGAUUGACCCAAUUGACCAACCCAGCGAAUUAGUCUUCCGAUUCGAGCCGUUGAUCAUUGCUGUGGAAUGUAAGGAUUUGGGUUCGGCUCAGUUUCUUGUGGCGGUAGCUAUCUCGGCUGGGUUUAGAGAGUCGGGAAUCACAUCUUGCGGCGAUGGCAAAAGGGUAAUUAUAGCUAUACGAUGUUCUAUUCGAAUGGAAGUGCCUUUGGGUGAUACGCAGAAGCUGAUGGUUUCACCAGAGUAUGUGAAGUUUCUAGUUGAUAUUGCUAAUGAGAAGAUGGAUGCCAAUAGGAAGCGAACCGAUGGGUUUGGUGUAGUUUUGGCUAGUAAUGGUUUUAAGAAUCCAGAUGCAAACGAUGUGGAUGAAGAUGAUAAUUACGAGAAUCUAGCUGGAAAUCAUGAUUCAACUAUCAACAAUGGAGACUUGCAUCCUGGGCUUCAGCAAAAUCUUAUACCGCUCUCAAAAUUAUCCAUAGUCGGGGAAACUGUUGAGAAGCUCCACCUUUGGGGACACUCAGCUUGUACGAUAGAUAAAACAGAUCGAAAAGAGGUUAUCGUGUUUGGUGGGUUUGGAGGUUUUGGUAGGCAUGCUCGAAGAAACGAGUCUUUGUUGCUUGAUCCUUCAUGUGGUACCUUAAAGUUGAUUGCAGUCAAUGAAUCUCCAUCAGCACGACUUGGACACACAGCUUCAAUGGUUGGCGAUUUCAUGUUUGUGAUUGGAGGAAGGGCUGAUCCCUUGAACAUUUUGAAUGAUGUGUGGAGGCUUGAUAUACCCAAGGGUGAAUGGAGCUCACAGAGGUGUAUUGGAAGUGAAUUUCCUCCAAGGCAUCGGCAUGCAGCAGCUAGUGUUGGCUCAAAAGUAUACAUAUUCGGUGGGCUUUACAAUGAUAAAAUGGUUUCCUCUUUGCAUAUUUUGGAUACAAAGGACCUUCAGUGGAAAGAAGUUGAACAACAAGGUCAAUGGCCCUGUGCGCGCCACUCUCAUGCUAUGGUUGCAUAUGGCUCUCAGUUAUUCAUGUUUGGAGGGUACAAUGGGGAAAAUGUACUUAAUGACCUAUACAGCUUUGAUGUCCAAAGCUGUUAUUGGAAACUUGAAGUGAUUUCUGGAAAAUGGCCUAACGCCAGGUUUUCUCACUCUAUGUUUGUUUAUAAGCAUAUUAUUGGCAUUAUUGGAGGUUGUCCUGUCUCACAAAAUUGUCAAGAGUUGACUUUGCUAGAUCUGAAGCACCGAUUGUGGAGGAGUGUAAGAUUGGAAUUUAUGAACAAAGAGUUGUUUGUUCGAAGUACAGCCAGUGUUCUUGGUGAUGAUCUUAUUAUCAUUGGGGGUGGGGCUGCUUGCUAUGCUUUUGGGACAAAGUUUAGUGAACCAGUGAAAAUCAACUUGGUGCAAUCUGUAACUAUGAGUGAGAACCAUGUCCCUCCUCAGCAUGAAGAUGUUUCUGUAGAACCGAAUCAAACCAAUGCAGAUUUGAAGACUGAAACGUCCCUGUCUCAACCAUGGGUGAUACAGUUAGAAAGAAAAUAUGCAAAGUUUGGCAAGGACAUACUUAAAAGUUUCGGAUGGUUAGACCUUGAGAGGAAAGUUUACUCAAAUGAAAAAGGUCUUUGUAUAUGGUUUCCUGUGACUGAAAAGUUUUGUGAACUAUUCCAUGAAAAGCAGUUGGGCGAGGACAUAAAAGGGUCAGAUGAUGAUAACCAAAUAAAGGGUCCAUCGUUAAUGGAUAUAUCCAGCUCAGCAGCUUUGAAUCUAUUGAAGGAACGUGGUGCCAAAAAACUCAUUAACGUAGCUUUUGAAGCCAAAAAAGUUGCAAAAUCCCCACUACAGAAAAUGAGAGAAGAUAUCACAUCUAUACUUAAACAGAAAGGCCUACCGGAAGAGCUUUUAGAUGAGCUUCCACAGAGAUGGGAACGGCUUGGGGAUAUUGUUGUGCUUCCUGCAACAUCUUUUAAAGAUCCAUCUUGGAUCUCUAUCAGUGAUGAAGUUUGGUGUGCUGUUUCUAAAUCUCUUAGUGCCAACCGCCUUGCUCGCCAAGGACGAGUUGAACCUAAUGGUACAAGGGAUAGUACAUUGGAAAUUCUUGUGGGAGACGAUGGAUGGGUUGAUCACCGUGAAAAUGGGAUCUUGUACUCUUUUGAUGCUACGAAGUGCAUGUUCUCAUGGGGUAAUCUCUCAGAAAAGCUUCGUAUGGGUAACAUGGCCUGUGAAAGUGAAGUUGUGGUAGAUUUGUUUGCCGGAAUUGGAUAUUUCGUUCUCCCAUUCCUUGUGAGGGCAAAAGCAAAACUAGUUUAUGCUUGUGAGUGGAAUCCCCAUGCUAUUGAAGCUCUUCGACGUAAUGUUGAAGCAAAUUCUGUUUUGGAUCGUUGUAUCAUUCUUGAAGGGGAUAACCGGAUCACCGCACCGAAAGGAGUUGCUGACAGAGUCAAUCUUGGUCUUAUCCCAAGUAGCGAAGGAAGCUGGGUCACAGCUAUUCAGGCAUUAAGGCCUGAGGGAGGAGUACUCCAUGUGCACGGGAAUGUCAAGGACUCAGAUGAGAGCAGUUGGGGCGAGCAUGUCACCAAAACAUUAAGUGAUAUCGCUAGAGCUGAAGGUCGUAGCUGGGAAGUUACAGUGGAACAUAUAGAGAAGGUGAAAUGGUAUGCUCCUCGGAUUCGCCAUCUUGUCGCUGAUGUGAGAUGCAGAUGAUGAUGAUGGCAAUGACUAGAGUGCAGCACAGAGACUUCCCAUUGUAUUGUUUAACUUGUAUUAUCUGUCUAUCUCAAUUUCAAUACCUCGGUUUUCACUUUUUGAGACAUUGAUUACCAUGUGCCAGUCCGAAGUAAUCAGUUCCAUUACAAAUUUUACAGAUUUGUAUUUUUUUCUCCAAAA